Messenger RNA from Neoarius graeffei (lesser salmon catfish), 2022 nucleotides. RefSeq names its product transmembrane p24 trafficking protein 9 (gene tmed9). The record is from RefSeq and is a predicted model, not a curated record. NCBI's taxonomy places the organism in Eukaryota, Metazoa, Chordata, Actinopteri, Siluriformes, Ariidae. The coding region runs from base 21 to 692 and encodes 223 amino acids. Gene Ontology annotation, biological process: endoplasmic reticulum to Golgi vesicle-mediated transport; COPI coating of Golgi vesicle; intracellular protein transport. The transcript has 5 exons. Gene Ontology annotation, cellular component: endoplasmic reticulum-Golgi intermediate compartment; endoplasmic reticulum; Golgi apparatus.
UGUUCCUCGACAGUGGCUGCAUGAUGGUGUUGAAAAUGCAGUUAAUGCUAAGCUCAUUUGUAUUUUUACAUGUUUGCUGCAGUCUCGUUUCUGCACUGUACUUUCAUAUCGGCGAGACCGAAAAGAAAUGUUUCAUUGAAGAAAUUCCUGAUGAAACCAUGAUAAUCGGAAACUACCGAACGCAGCUGUAUGACAAGCAGUCAGAAUCAUAUCUCCCUGCUACGCCAGGGCUCGGGAUGUUUGUGGAAGUAAAAGAUCCUGAUGAGAAGGUGAUCCUGUCUCGUCAGUAUGGGUCAGAAGGCCGCUUCACCUUCACCUCCCACACACCUGGAGAACACCAGAUCUGUUUGCACUCCAACUCCUCCAAAUUUUCUUUGUUCGCUGGUGGAAUGCUUCGAGUUCAUCUGGACAUCCAGGUGGGUGAGCACGCCAAUAACUAUGCAGAGAUCGCUGCGAAAGACAAGCUGACCGAGCUGCAGCUGAGAGUACGCCAGCUUGUGGAGCAGGUUGAUCAGAUCCAGAAGGAGCAGAACUAUCAAAGAUACCGUGAAGAGCGCUUCAGACAGACCAGUGAGAGCACCAACCAGAGAGUCCUGUGGUGGUCUAUUGUCCAGACACUGAUCCUGGUGGCUAUCGGUUUCUGGCAGAUGAGGCAUCUUAAGAGUUUCUUUGAAGCCAAGAAAUUAGUGUAAAGUGUGUGCGUGUGUGUCAGUGUUUUUGAUUUCAGUAUGCAGUACACAGCUGAUUGAAAAGUCGAGUCCAGACUGCUGAAAUGAACCUCCAAGUUGAAACAACUCAAAUUUCUCCCAGAAUUGCAUCGAGAUUUAUUUUCUUCACCAUAUUUUGUUUCUAUGCCACUUACCUCUUGGCUGUAUACCAGCUGACUUUAAGGCCAAAACCACAUAACUUUUUUUUUUUUUUUAAUUAUUUUGAUUUUUUUUUUUGUCCAGUCUGAAGGAAAGCGUUACAUAAGUCUGAAAAUGAUCUGAAGUUUUUUUUUUUUUUUUUUUUUAAUGCAUGAUAUCAGGAGUCUUGUGUGAACUUGUCCUACACUGAAGAUGCACACAUUUAUCCUAGACACAAAAAUCAACUCUCCGAUUCUGUUGUUUUUGUGCACAAAACUCUGUUGGUUAGGAAUUAGUGACGUAUGUAAAGUUUGGUUAUUUCAGAAUGAAUGUAUGUCAAUAGUUUUAUUUAAUAUUCAUUUGUUCAAUUAGCAUGAGCUGUUUUGCAGCCUGAUUCUGAGCUCAUGUGGCUGCACGAGGUUGUUUACAGCUCCUGUUGCUUGCAGAAAGGCGGCUACACACCGGAUCUGUACUGAAAAAUGACACUUUUUUUUUUUUUCCCUUCUCUCCCCUCCCCUGCAUUAUAUAAUGUGUUGAGGGGGAAAAAUUGCAUAUUUGUGGUUGAGUACUGUUUGGGCUUUGAACUUUAAAUUUUGGAGGGAGAGACAGAAUUAUAAUGUUCUCUUAACUGUAUAUUUUCUGGAAGAAUAUUUGGCUUAUUCUAGGCAAGAGUCACUUUUUUUAAUAAACCAUUCUUGCAUGGUUUGUUUAAAAUUCUAAUGUCAUCCUUUAUCUACAAUUAUUUUAACAUCCUGCAAUAUACCUUGGCCACUUAUUUUCCUGUGUGCUCAGAUACUCAGGUAUUUCUGAUUCGAUAGAAAUGACUUGUCACCAAAUUAUUAUUUUUUUCCCUCCCUUCAUGAAGAGCUGAAAUAUCAACCCUGCGGUCAUCCUCAAUGCGCUCUAAGGCUGAAUUUUGCUUUUCAGUUCAAUUUUAUUACUUGAAGUUUCUUUGUCCCAUAUAAAUUAUUUUUCAACUUUAUUACUUUUAUAGAUUUUCCCCAUUUUUGAACCAUGUAGGAUGUGACCAUGUACUACUUUUUUAAUUUGGGGUUCUGAUAGAUGUGUAUACACGGAUAUUGUUGGCUGAGGGUUUAAGCUUUUUUAAAUGACGAGAGGGGAAAUCUGUCAUGAUGUGUUCAUGAUUACGCUCAAAUAAAGUUUUCAUCUCCCUCCA